Messenger RNA from Mycena citricolor, 3874 nucleotides. Lineage: Eukaryota; Fungi; Basidiomycota; Agaricomycetes; Agaricales; Mycenaceae. The record is from the annotation of a GenBank genome assembly.
AGAGUGAGGCUCUGCUAUUGGUCCUGUGAGUGAUGUGAGCCGUGGGAGAGUCUGGAGCUCAGGCGACGGCCGGGGGAUGGAUGCAUGAAUGGCGAGGGAAAUGCGAAAGAGUGGAAGCUGACGCUCACUUUCUAGACGUUAUCCUCACCAAUAUCACAGCCCUGGAAGCUCGCGAGUGUCGAGUCGUGAUUGCUGGUGUCGAAUACUGCGAUCACACUAAGAUGAAAACAGACAAAGAUCCACUGAGGGCUAGAAAAAAGAAAGUCUCGUCAUGAACGAGCAUGUCCGAAGGAAAGCGCCGCGUCCCCACGCUUGAGAGAGAGCAGGACGGGGCACUGAAAGUCGCCCAGAACGAAAGUUACGAGCGGACAGGGCUUGCGCCGGGGUGCAUUGUCGGAUAUGGCCUGUCGGACUUCGAAAUUGGUUUCUUCUGUUUGCCCUCACAUCCACUCCAGAAUGAAUUGCAUGCCGUCUCGUUGCUGUUGGGCGCCCUCUUACAAUCUAUCCAAGCAAGCAGCUGACGAUGCUUGCUUGCCCCACGUUCAACAAGAGGGCGGAUCCGGGUGCGGAAUAGGCGUCCAUCAACUUAAAAAUCGACUGUAGGCCGCCCUGCUGCUCUGAGAUCUUACUCCUCCCAGAACUCGCUCCAAGCAGUUGAUGAAUCUGGCCUGCAAGAGCGACAUGGAUCUUGUUGGGAUCGGAAGAGACGCCCGGCCCGUUGCUCAUUGUUGCAGGCCAAUCCGCACUUGACAGAGAUCAGCCUGACCGCGCGAUGAUGCCGACAACUGAGCACAUCGAUGGGCCUGAUCUAUCGUCCUAAAGGUUUCUUCGCCGGGGGAUUGCUCACGCUGGGGCCGGCUACGCAGGAGUCGCUCGGGUGGUGAUCCUGGUCUCACCGCCACAAACUUCCCCGCACCCCACACUCGCACCAGCCCCGGAUCGAUCACGAUGCUUCCCCCUGUUGGCGAGCGGGAAAGAAAAUGCUCAGGCUCGUCCAUACAGGGAAUCAUGGGCGCACGGAACGCACCUCUCGUCGCCGACGGCUCGAAAGUGACUGCCACCACCAGUCGCCUAGUCGUAUGCUGCCAUAUCGAAGUAAUUGUUCCUUGCUUCGCGAAUCAACACGACUUCAGAAUCGGCACUCUGCGCAACCGUUUGCCGUGCGACGUCCAUGUCAUGUACGAUCUUUGCCCGUGGCGGUGCGGCAGCUUGAGGGAAUGACGCAUAUGACGGAAUGGAGAAUUUGCGUAGCCUCAAUCGACUGGAAAUUCUGCGUUGCGCCCAUACGCCGACCUGAUCCGGCAAUCGACGUGCUCCAGUUUCAGGCCGCAAGAAUGACGACGAAAGUUGCACCAGCGCCAAGAUCCUCGAUGCAGCAUGCGCCAUCACGAGCGAGGAGAGCAUCCGCCUUGGUCAUCUUCAUGUUUACUGAGCGGAUGAUUGCUCAGAGCAGUGUCUCCGCGACGCUUGUCGAGGAAACCAAGAAGACCCGACGGAGAAGUCAUUUGCGGCUGGCUACGCGUGCACCGCGGAACUCGUCCUGCCGUGCCAAUCGUCCGGUCGAGUGCACAGAAAAUGAUUCCGGAGCGCGGAUGCACCUGUGUAUCAGAGGAACAGGUUCUGCGUUCCUACCACUUCUCGCGGCUGGGGCAAAGUUCAUGAGCAAAGCAUUCCGAAGACUAUCCGGCCUGUCUGCCAAGGAUCACUGGGACAAUUCAGCUCUCUGCGACUAUUGUGCUAGGCCCAUACACGUACCCUGCUCGCCUCCCUUUCCCGUGGAAGUAUCUCCUCUUCCGAAUUACUAUGCAUGGCUCGUUACUGGACUUGCAUUACCAGCAAAUUGCCUUGGCCGUCUUCGACGAUUGUGAAAAGCCCGAGCUUCGUCAUGGGGUGGGUGGCCCGACUCAAGAGAUAGUGUAUCUCAAUUUUGUGGAUGCAUGAACAGGCGGAGACAUUUCAAAGAGUAUGGUGAAGACGGUUGCUGGUCGAUCAAGCUAGUGCAGACGGAAUCUAAUAUUCCUACGGCCCCUCGCCGGCAUCCCUGUCCAUACUCGAGUCAAGCUAGCCGUCUAAUCAGUACAGGAGCUAAGCAGGACUCUUGUGGGUACUCUCUUGCGAUGACUCAGUAAUCUGAUCGGCUUCUCGUCGCGCGGAGAACCUCUCUGCAGCCAUCAACUAGGACCACUGGCACUCUGCCGUCGAAAUAUUCAUGUGCGCUCUUAUCUGGACCAUCGUGGCCUCGUUUCUCGCCUUCUGCUCUGUCCAACCUCAAUUGAGGGCUUCUGAAAUGAUGAACCGAGGCCUUGUCGUAUGGCGUUGCUCAGAUGACCCAUCUUGGACCCGGAGGCUUUCGGCCAGUCUCAGCGAGAAUGAGCGGCCCAGAUUGCACUUUCCCACCGGCUUAAUGGUCGCUCCUCCUCUCGCGCGGACUGUAGUCACUCGAGGCGAAAUUGGGAAGAAAAAUAUACUGCAGCCCAUGUGUCAUGUUCGGGAUGAUGGAGUUCUGGGUGGAUUUCGAACGCCUCGAAAGCCACGCCUGCAGGAAAUCAGCGCUGGGGACAUGUGUAGCCCUCAUCGAGUCUGCGGCGGAUGAUGCAGGGCGCGUUAUCGUCAAAAGAAGAGAGUUAUCUCCUCGCUGAAUAAAGAAGGAAAGAAGGUCGGAUCAUCGCGACGGGUGUCUUUGUCUCCCAGUACCGCGGCCAGGCAGAACCUGCUCGGGACAGUGACCCAUAUUCCCCGGCAACAGAAGCAGCUGCAACACGAUCUUUGAGAGACGAGUUGGCAGCCCGUUUCGUGGUCGCGUCGCGCACGCGCACAAGAGGCUGUCCAUCUUGCCGCCGUUUUCGAAACUACACUGGGCGGGCCAUGUGAUCCAGCGAGACGUGUUUGAUUCGAGCCCAGGGACGUGGAGCACUCUACUCGCCCAUAGCGCGCGUAUCGACACACGGAAAUGUAUACUUGGCCUCUUCUAUGGAUUGGCCGGAUAUUCCGAAGUGGCAAUCGUCUUGCAGUGCAUACAAAGGAAUCUCUGUGCACAGGGGAAAGAGGUCAAGUCCUCGUCCAGUCUCAAGUGGCCGUAGACUGGAGAGCGGAGUUCGGGGUGAGACUCUCGAGAGUCUGGCCCUUGUGAAACUGCGACGCGAUCACGUGGCGAGCAAAUACUAUACACGAGGUCCUGAAUUCUUCAUUAAGACAUGGAUCCUGUCAACCUUUCCGUCUAACACAUCAACCUCGCUGGAGGUACUGAGGGGAUUCCAGAUCCUGACACAUUCUUCCAACCAAUCUGCGCCGACCAUACCCCAGGCCUUUCGAGCGUAUCUUGCCUGGGAGACACGCAAGGGAAGAAUCACUUUUACCAUCGUUCGCUCGAACCACAAAGUCAACAUCUUGUUGUUCAGUGGCGAUUUCUACGGGGUCUUCGAGGACCCAGUGGCAACUCUCGUGGCGAGAGAGCGCCGGAAGUUGAUUUUUGUGAUUAAGGAGUAGUAGAACCAAGUCGAUGAUACGGAUUUGAGGGCAGCUGUAGCCGCAGAAGACGAUGCUUCUCAGACGAGCAAACGAGGGCAACACUUUCGACAUGGUUCCCAGACAACCGUUUAUCGUUCCGGAGCAAUCCAAAUUCAAACACAGACGCGCCUGACCUGGGAAGCAUACCCAGCGUCUUCAGACUUGUCAAAUUGAGUCAAGGAAGGAAACUGAUGCUCGCCAGCGAUUCGGCCAACAUACAUGGGAUCCGAGUAUUCCAGCCGAACAUGGUGUCCGCACUGAAAUGAAUUCUCGAAUCGGACAUGCCAGGGAUGGCAAAGAGAAGCUGAAUCAGGGUGAAGAAACUAUGUCUCACAAACGUCAUGGGGAUGCAAGAGUAUUUUUUGGG